AUGCACAUUCUGGUUGUCAACGAUGAUGGGCCCCCAAGCACCCGCCUCUCACCCUACGUUCGCCCACUAGUCGACGAAAUCAAAGCCAAAGGUCACACCGUCUCAGUGGCGAUCCCAGCAGCCUCCCGCUCCUGGAUCGGCAAGGCGCAUCUCAUCGAAGCCAACCUGGAAGCAACCUAUGUGCACCCGGAUGCUUUCCUCCCCGACGGAACCUGGGACGAAGACUUCCAGUCCCCAAACACCGACGACGACUGGGUUGUCAUCGCCAACGGCACUCCAGCCAGCUGUGCGCAAUUAGGUCUCUACAACCUCUUCAGUGAGCGUGCGCCGGUUGACCUGGUGAUUUCGGGACCAAACCACGGCCGCAAUGCGUCAACGAUCUACAACUUGUCUUCGGGGACUGUUGGGGGUGCACUGGAGGCUGUUUUCUGUGGGAAGCGCGGAAUCGCGAUCUCCUUUGGAAGUAAGGACCCGCAGACUGAUGAGGUGAUUGCGGCAGCGGCGAGAUUGGCCGUGCGACUUGUUGCGCAUUUGUAUGAGGUUUGGGACGAGCGAGUGGAACUUUAUAAUAUCAAUGUUCCCAUGCGCGUGGAUGUUGAAGAUCAACCCGUGCUUUAUACGAGGACCCUGCCCUACUACUGGAACCGGGGCUGUUUGUAUGCGGAGGUGGGGAAGAAGUUGGUCAAUGGGCAUGGUUGUGAGACGAAUGGCGUCAAUGGUGCGCAUGCCGAGUCGCAAACGAAUGGGGUGGAGGAGCCCGUGAAGCCUAGACAGAGACAGUUCAAGUGGUCUGCCGACUUGUCUGAUAUGAAGAAGACGCUGGAAGAGAGCGAGGAGGGAACAGAUGCUCAUACCGUUCUGAACGGCUCGACCAGGUAUGAAUCCCCAAGACAUCGAUGGGCGAAACCCAUGCCCUUGUGUAGAAAACAUCUGCUGACCGUUCUAGUGUGA
Molecule: messenger RNA, 951 nt
Organism: Penicillium olsonii
Lineage: Eukaryota; Fungi; Ascomycota; Eurotiomycetes; Eurotiales; Aspergillaceae
Source: the annotation of a GenBank genome assembly